Condylostylus longicornis is the source of this 1622-nucleotide messenger RNA. RefSeq names its product methyltransferase-like protein 25B. The record is from RefSeq and is a predicted model, not a curated record. The transcript has 3 exons. NCBI's taxonomy places the organism in Eukaryota, Metazoa, Arthropoda, Insecta, Diptera, Dolichopodidae. Bases 135 to 1508 code for a protein of 457 amino acids.
UUAAAUUUAAAAUACAAGUUAUUUUUAUUAUUUAGUAAAAACAAAUGAUGCUUUUUUAAAGUGAUUGUGCGGUGAAAUUUUUUUUAUUUCAAAUUUUUGUUUCUUUAUUUAUAGUUUAAUUUAAUUGUGGAUCAAUGUCUCUUCCAACUGGAUUCUCUAGUUCUACAGAAUACUUUUUGGAGAUUUUAAAAUUUCUUGAAAAGUAUUCUUGGAUAUAUACAACAGCGAAUACAUGUUUUAUUAAAGAAGAUGUCAUAAAUAAAUUUCCACAGGAAUGGAUAAAUUAUUUCUUAAAUAUUUCAGAGAACAAUUUAAACUUUUUCCCAGAAAAUUUGAAUACCGACAAUCCACCCAACUCAUUAAAAGAAUUCCAAUUAAAAAUAAGUUCACUAAAAGCAGAUAUAGAGAAAUUUCGCACGGAAAAAAUUAUCAACAACAGUUUAAAUUUUAAAAAGGUUAACGUGAAGAAAGUUCAUGAAAUAACAGCACUCGCAAAUUUAAUUCUGGAUAAUUGUAGGGAAAUUGACAUUUUUGUUGAUUUUGGAAGUGGUUUAGGUUAUUUAAGUGAAUGCCUGUAUAGACUUAAUAAUGAAAGCAAAGUGCUUGGGCUAGAAUCGGAUCCUGAUCGAAUUUUAACUGCGACAAAAAGAAUUAAAGAAUAUUACCCAAAUGCCAUAGGAAACAUAUAUUUCCAAAAUCAUUAUAUAACAGAGUCGUCAGACAUAUUCAUUAAAAACUGUAUAGAGGAAAAUUUCCCUAAAUUAAAAAAUCCAAAAAUCUGCAUUAUUGGACUUCAUUCUUGCGCAGAUUUGGCUAUUGUUUCUAUAAAUAUAUUUCUUUUAAAUCCACAAAUUAGAAAACUCAUAAUGAUGCCUUGUUGCUAUCACAAAUUAACAAUUUCGAACAACCUUAACAAGGAUGCUAAUAUUUUAUUUAAUAACUUUCCACUUAGUAACUGCUUUAAGGAUCAAGCUGCAAAUUUCCAGUUCAGUAAUUUUCUGAAUCGACCAUUUCUACGAUUAGCAUGCCAACAAACCGCAUCGAGAUGGCGCGUGAUGGAUAAUCUAGAGCAUUUGAAUCAUGGUGAAGAAAUGUUUGUAAGAGGAAUAUUGGAAACAAUUAGAAAUGAAAAUGAAGUUAUCACAAAGAAAAAAAAUAAAAGUACAAAAACUUCAUAUUUUGAUAUUAAUGUGAACAAAAUUAAAUCAAUUUAUGAAAUUCAACUAAAAAGCAAUGGUAUCGUAUUAGAAUGGACAAAAGAACGUGAACUUCAAGUACAAAAAAUGCUAGCAAAAUUUCCUAAUGGAGGAAAAAUAGCAGAGGCUUUGACUUGUCUCCAAACAAGUAUGCAGGGAAUAUGUGAAAAUCUAAUUUUAUAUGAUCGAAUUUGUUAUAUCAAUGAACAAUCGCAAAUGAAAGACUUGAACAUAAACAGCAGAUAUCAAAAAAUUUUAGACGACAAAUUGUCUCCAAGGUGUUUUGUGUUAAUGUCAUCGAAAAAUAGCUAGUAGUGUACAAUUAAGUUCUAAUAAUCAUAACUACAAUUAAGUUAAUAAAUUUUUUUUUAUAAAAACUUGCUUCCACUUGUAAUUAUAAAUUGCUAUAGUUUGAACUUUAUACAA